Bubalus bubalis (water buffalo) is the source of this 3837-nucleotide messenger RNA. It is a transcript of the gene TRMT9B, whose product is annotated as tRNA methyltransferase 9B (putative). NCBI's taxonomy places the organism in Eukaryota, Metazoa, Chordata, Mammalia, Artiodactyla, Bovidae. The record is from RefSeq and is a predicted model, not a curated record. The transcript is spliced from 6 exons. Gene Ontology annotation, biological process: tRNA wobble uridine modification. Gene Ontology annotation, molecular function: tRNA binding; S-adenosylmethionine-dependent methyltransferase activity. The coding region runs from base 961 to 2322 and encodes 453 amino acids. Gene Ontology annotation, cellular component: nucleus; cytoplasm.
CGAAGGACCUGAUAGAAAGUAGCUAGCCCUAUUGUUAGAGAAGCGGGGGACUGGGGAGGGAGGAAUCUGUGUCCAACUUGCCGCAGAAACUUUCAACCUAAGUUCCAUCCCUUCUUCUGACAGACGCUACUUGGAUGGGUCUAGUCCGAAGGCCAUGUGAGUGAAAAGAUGUGGAGAGAGCUAGCAGCGGCACCUGGGACUGAAUCCCUCUGAUCUCCGGUUUUGCCAGAUACCCAAUGGGGACCUUUCGGUGGCAGAAGGUGGUUGCCAGGAUCAAAUGAGAAAAGACGCGCUGAAACGUCACGCUGCUGUCACCCAGGUACGGCGUUGCUGCGCUCCAGGUGUGCUCGCCUCGGCCUGGUCUCCCCACGGAGGACGGGCCGCGCCGGGAGACACCGACGAGAAGAGGCAGGAAGGUCACCCCGAUCUCCCGGCCAGGCGGCGCGGCAGAGCCUCACUUCCCGGGCGCGUUCGGGCGGGGCAUUCCCAGGGGACCGGGCCGAGAGGCGGCACUCCCCGGACUCCGCACUCCCCGCCGCCGCCCUCCCGGCCCGGAGGCGCCGCUGACCCGGGUCCCCAGGCCGCCGGAGCUCGCGCGCCGCCCGGAGAGUCGCCGAGGGUGACCUGCUUACCUUGAAAACUUAGACGUGAUCCGAACAGCGGAACCUGGCGUGCAGGAAGGGACUGCGGGGAUGGGCUUCGGAUGUGACAGCGGAUAAAUCUGAACCCGGAGCUGCAGGAGCCCUGUUUCGUAUCUAAAGAGCCUGCAUUCCCUGCGAAGACGCACGCCGAGUGGCUCAGCGCGUGAAAGGGCCUCGCUGUUAGAUUCUCCUCCCGCUACACGCGUUUACAGCACACACAGAGGAAAUUACCAGCAACAACUGUCACUCUCCGAGGGCGGAAACUGCCAUGAAUCAAAAAGACAAGAAGUAAUUUUCUGUAAUCACAAGAUGACUCAGGAUGGACCAUGCAGCCGCCCAGCUGGAGAAGCAGCACGUGCAUGAUGUGUACGAGAGCACCGCGCCCUACUUCAGUGACCUGCAGAGCAAAGCCUGGCCCCGCGUCCGCCAGUUCCUCCAGGAGCAGAAGCCAGGCAGUCUCAUCGCUGACAUAGGUUGUGGGACUGGAAAGUAUCUGAAAGUGAACAGCCAGGUGCACACCCUGGGCUGUGACUACUGUGCACCACUGGUCGAGAUUGCCCGGAGCAGAGGCUGUGAAGUCACGGUGUGUGACAACCUGAACCUCCCCUUCAGGGAUCAGGGCUUCGAUGCCAUCAUCUCCAUAGGCGUCAUACAUCAUUUUUCUACAAAACAAAGAAGAAUCAGAGCCAUAAAAGAAAUGGCCAGGGUCCUAGUUCCUGGGGGCCAGCUGAUGAUUUAUGUUUGGGCCAUGGAACAGAAGAACCGGCACUUUGAGAAGCAAGACGUGCUUGUUCCCUGGAACAAAGCCUUGUGCUCCCAACGCCUCUCGGAAUCUGGCCAGCAGGGGAGAAAGCAGGAGUGUGGGCACCCAGAAAGAGGCCAUCCCUACCACCCGGCCUGCUCCGCCUGUCACUGUUCCGUGUGUUUUGAGGGGCGCUGCAACUCGAAGCGGUCCCACAGUGUGGACUGUGACUCUGUUCUGGCUGGCACCUGCUGUGCAAAUAUUUCCAAGGAAGGCGAGGAAGAAAACGGAUUCUAUAACACACUGGGGAAAUCGUUUCGCUCCUGGUUUUCCUCUAGAUCUUUGGAUGAAUCCACUCUGAGGAAGCAAAUUGAAAAAGUGAGACCCCUGAAAAGCACAGAAAGUUGGGUCAAUAACGCAAUAUCCAUCCAGCCUUCAAGACACUCAAGUUUCGACUUAGGUCAUCCAGAGACUUUGUCAGCAGGAGAGCAAAAUUUAGAUGAGGAAGUGUUUGUGGAGCCGUCUCAAGGACCUCGGGAGUGGCUGAGGGCACCCACCACAUGCAAACACCUAAACAGAGACCAUCCCGGAGUCAUAAGGAGAAACGGAGAUGGGAAUUUUCUGAGUGGCACCAAUGCUAAGGAGAGCUGCGUGGAUGAAGAUAACUUAGAAGAGGGCACCACUUCUGGUAGUAAAUUAUGGAGGAGGAUUUCUGCAGCAGAUUCCACAGACUCCAACCCAGGGGACGCCAUUUCUGUCGAAGAACAACAGCCUGACGUUUUGGAUUCCAGAGCCUUUAUGCGUUAUUACCACGUGUUUCGAGAAGGUGAGCUCUGUGGCCUGCUGAAGGAGAGUGUGUCGGAGCUCCAUAUUCUGAGCUCUGGGAACGACCACGGCAACUGGUGUGUCAUUGCAGAGAAGAGGGAGAGCUGUGACUGAUGGGAUCAUCUCAGACACGCCCUUCAAAAGAGGAACCACGUUCUUCUCACUGAGUUUGUGAUGUGGUUCCUGGAACUGACAUCCAAUGUUGUUAUUUGGUCUGUGUUUAAUCUAUUUAGAUUCUCUACAGACUAUGAAUUCAGCAUCUUUUCAGUCAAGCGCAGUGCUUGGCUAUCUAAAGCAUCUGACAAAGUCUUUGUGGUUAAAGGUUAAUAGAAGAGAUCUGAAGAAGCAAUAGAACAUGAACUCCAAUAUGGGCGAAUUGCCCUAACAAUACAUGUGUACAUGUUUUUCAGUAUUAUAUUGUGAUUUCAAAAGAUUCUGCUUUUAAGUAUACCUUGUAAAAACAUCAUUUGUAUGCAGUAAGGGGGUAAUUCCUAUCUCUAGUUAUAAUUUACCACUUCACAAAUAUGAUCAAUUAUUUCAUGGCCAAGGCCUUGCUUAUGCUUAAAGUCUUUAGAAAGGUGAGAGACAGUGGAGAGAGACAAGCAGGGUUCUGAGAACUUUUCUAAAUGAUAAGCGAGCUUGCUUCAAGGUAAGUAAAUAACAAGGUUUUUGAUGUUGCCCAGAGGGCUUUUAAAGGCACUGUCAGCCUGCAGAGUAGAUAUGUGGGCACUAGAAGAUGUUGCAAGUCAUCCAGGAGGUAUUUUUCGAACCUUAUUAGAAGCAGGAGUAUCCAGUCACGGAAGGUCCAAGACUGACUAAUGAAUUUUCAUCUGGGAAUGAUGCUUUUCUUAUGCACUGAAGGGAUAUUUAGAAAAUAAAAAUCUGGUUGAAGCAGCAUUUUAUUUUGGUUCUCGAUACAAGUAGAUCAUUAAAGUGCAAGAUAUUUGGACUUGGUGGAGGGCUAACUAUUGGAUUUUAAACAAUAAUAUCUGGGCAUUUAUCCUCUUGAAAGGGACUACAUUUUAAUGGUUGUAGUAAGAAUUUAGACAAUCAAAUCUUACUAACUAAAGGUUCAAUUUCUGCCACUUUAUAGACAAAUGGAUAGGUGGGCAUUGCCUGAUCACCACAUCUGUUUACUUUUAACCAUGGAUCUGUUUAUAUCCAUGUCAUGGACACUGAGACAUAGCUAUGAUUAGGAAAAGCAGGCAUGAGUUGACCCAGGAAUACAGUCUCAGACAGUUCCUUAAUGAGGAGAGAAUCAACACUUGACAAAAGCCUUUUUACUGUAUGGGUACUGUAAACCUGGAAGAUACCCAAUUCUUGUUUUGCUUUCCACUGAAAUUACUAAAAUUGUAUAACUUUUUCUCUUCAGUGAUUGUGCUCUAACUAAAAAUGCUGAUGAUACUUUCAAAGAAGUUUAAAGGAUUAUUUUUAAUGUGCAUCUGAAAGUACUGAAGUUUAUUACUCUCUUGGCCUCAAAAUAAGAUGGUGUCAUCACCUUUUCGGUUGAUGAGGCUGUUGGGUGGAAAUGAGAUCUAUGAUUUGUAUUGUUCUGCACACAGUCUGCAUUAGAGGGAUGAUAAAAACAGACAUAAAAGUGGAAUAUAAAUUAAAAUUUAAUUUAAUGUC